UUUCAGUCCAAAUGGUAUCUGCAGAAGACAAGUUGGUAAAGAGGAUUCUGGCAAGGAAAAAGCAUGACAAAUUGAAGAAAAAAGAUAAGUUGCUAUGGAAUUUUAAAAACAAAAUAAUUGUCUUUACCCUCAUUCUAUUCAUUUUAGGAGUUGUAACCUGGACAUUACUGUGGCUCUUCAUUGUUCAGGUAGAAAACAAAGAUGUACUGUAUUUUGUUGGACUGUUUCGUGUUGCCAACAUAGAGUUUCUUCCAGAAUAUAGGCAGAAAGAAUCAAAGGAAUUCCUCUCUAUGGCACAGACUGUGCAGCAUGUGAUGAACUUGGUUUACACAACUUCUUCUUUCUCCAAAUUUUACAAGCAGUCCACUGUCUCAGAAGUCAGUAACAACAACAAUGGAGGCCUUCUUAUUCACUUCUGGAUCGUAUUUGUGGUACCACAGGCGAAGGGGCAAGUGCUGAGUGAGGAUUGUGUGGCUGCCAUUUUAAAGGAUUCCAUUCAGACAAGUAUCAUUAACCGGACUUCAGUGGGAAGUCUUCAGGGCCUUGCAGUCGACAUGGAUUCCAUUGUCCUAAGCGCAGGUCUUCGGUCAGAUUAUUGGUCAACAACGGGAACAGGAACAAAUUGCAUGUAUGAUCUCUAUGCUGACCAACUACAUGAGCGUUUUCCUCUGGAUACUCAAGCUACCUCAGAGGGAGCAAUCUGCUAUUUUAAGCUUAUUGCCUCUGUGGGCCACCUUGUCCGCCUUUCCAUAGUAUCCCUUCAGAUUGAAGCAGAUAACUGCAUCACUGACUCCCUCACCAUUUAUGACUCUCUGAUGCCAAUCAAAGAUAAGAUACUCUACCGAGCCUGUGAACCAGCUGAUUCAUUGGUGUCACUUGUGUCCACAAAUAAUCUCAUGUUGGUAAUAUUUAAGGCAGCACAAGUAAAGGAGCAAAAGGAAUUCCAGGGCUAUUUUGAGGUCAUUACACAAGAAAGGUGUGGAAAAGCAAUAGUGACAAAAGAGGAAACUGGCUAUGAAGGAAGAAUCACAAGUCCAUAUUAUCCAAGCUAUUAUCCUCCAAAAUGCCUGUGUGUGUGGAACUUCCAGACUCCACAGAAGAGCCUUGGUAUAGCUCUGAAGUUCCAUAAUUAUACCAUUAGUGAGAAGAAUAUUAAAGGCUGUGAACGAGGAUGGUGGAAAAUUAAUGAACACAUGUACUGUGGUUAUUAUGUCGAUCACCAAACUGUGUUCCACAUUACAAGUUCUGAUGUCAGCGUGGAGCUGCAGUGCAGUUCGAAGGUCUCUGAGAAGCCCCUGCUGGUGGAAUAUGGCAGCUAUAACAUCAGCCAGCCAUGUCCACCUGGACAUUUCAAGUGUUCUACUGGCUUAUGCAUCCAGCAGAUGCAGCGCUGUGAUGGCAUAAAUAACUGCUUCGAUGAAAGUGAUGAACUCUCUUGUGUUGUCCCUGAGUGGAACUGUAACUCCAGCUCUGCAAUACAGGACAACUUGCUUGCCUGCAAUGGAGUAAGUGAUUGUGAGAAUGGAAAAGAUGAGCAGAACUGCACCCACAGUAUUCCCUGCACCAACCACACAUUCAAGUGCAGGAAUAACAUUUGCAUAAGGAAACAAUAUGCAAGGUGUGAUGGGACUGUGGACUGUGUUGAUGGAAGUGAUGAAAGCAGCUGCAGUUGUGGCAGUAGCAAGAUCAGCAACCUCAUCCCCCGGAUUGUGGGUGGCUCAGACACUGAGGAAGGUGAAUGGCCCUGGCAGGUCAGCCUUCAUUUUGUGGGAGCUGCUUACUGUGGAGCAUCAGUGAUAUCGAAAGAAUGGCUUGUGUCUGCAGCCCACUGCUUUCAAGGGAGCAAGCUGGCUGACCCCAGAGCAUGGCAUGCCCACCUGGGCAUGCAGAUGCAGGGCCAUGCCAAGUUUGUGUCUGCGGUGCGGCGGAUCGUAGUGCAUGAGUACUACAACAGCAGGAACUAUGACUAUGACAUCGCGCUGCUGCAGCUGAGCAUGCCCUGGCCGGACACCAUGGGCCACCUCAUCCAGCCCAUCUGCUUGCCACCCUCUUCCCACAAAGCCCACAGCGGGCACAAGUGCUGGAUAACAGGUUGGGGCCAACAGCAGGAAGCAGAUGAUGAAGGUUCAGCAGUUCUUCAGAAAGCAGAGAUAGAAAUUAUUGACCAGACAUUAUGUCAUUCCACAUACGGGAUUAUCACAGCUAGGAUGUUUUGUGCUGGGAUAUCAUCCGGGAAAAGAGAUGGGUGUAAAGGUGAUUCUGGUGGACCACUGUCAUGUCAAAGCAAUGGAGAUGGAAAAUGGUUUUUGACUGGCAUUGUGAGCUGGGGUUAUGGAUGUGGAAGACCAAAUUUUCCAGGUGUCUACACAAGAGUGUCAAAUUUUGCACCGUGGAUACACAAAUAUGUGCCUUCAGUCUUGUAACUUGAAAAUCGUUUCCUUGGAAUAAAACAUAUUCUGGAUAUCUUCAUUAAAACCAUA
Molecule: messenger RNA, 2480 nt
Organism: Haemorhous mexicanus (house finch)
Lineage: Eukaryota; Metazoa; Chordata; Aves; Passeriformes; Fringillidae
Gene: TMPRSS7
Product: transmembrane serine protease 7
Exons: 17
Coding region: 12-2423 (803 amino acids)
Biological process (GO): proteolysis
Cellular component (GO): plasma membrane
Molecular function (GO): protein binding; serine-type endopeptidase activity
Source: RefSeq, a predicted model, not a curated record